CUCCCUAGGUGCAGUCCUUGGAUAAAGGGGCUCACACAUCUUUUCCCCCAGUUUCUUUCUCUCCCCUCUUCUCCCCUGUUUGCCAGGAGCCAUCUGCGAAGGGAGGAGUCUAGCAGGGAGGAGCGGCUGUGCAGAGGCAGGAGGAGGGGUUGUAAACUCUCAGGCUUCAAUCUUUCUGGUUCGGGCAUUUUUGGUUUUAGCCAAGUGCGAGAGAGAGACUGGAUAUUAUCCCCGGCUCACAGAGAGGGGCCUUGCCCAGUCCGGUAGUCACCAACGAUGGCAGAAGAGGUCAUCACCCCAGUGUACUGCACGGGUGUCUCAGCACAGGUCCAGAAGCAGAGGGCGAAGGACCUGGGCCUGGGGAAGCACGAGAAUGCUGUGAAGCACCUGGGCCAGGACUAUGACAGGCUUCGGCAUGAAUGCAUGCAGAACAGGACCCUCUUCCGUGACGAUACCUUCCCUCCAUCGGGAGCCUCCUUGGGCUUCAAAGAGUUGGGACCAAACUCUUCCAAAACCUAUGGAGUCAAGUGGAAGAGACCCACGGAGAUGAGCUCCAACCCCCAGUUCAUUAUCGACGGGGCCACCCGCACGGACAUCUGUCAGGGAGCGCUCGGUGACUGCUGGCUCUUAGCUGCCAUUGCAUCCCUCACCUUGAAUGAGAACAUCCUCCACCGCGUGGUCCCUCACGGGCAGAGCUUCCAAAAUGGAUAUGCUGGCAUCUUCCACUUCCAGAUCUGGCAGUUUGGGGAAUGGGUGGACGUCGUGGUGGACGACUACCUCCCGACAAAGGACGGCAAGCUGCUUUUUGUGCACUCAGCAGAGGGUAAUGAGUUCUGGAGCGCCCUGUUGGAGAAAGCUUAUGCCAAGGUGAAUGGCUGCUAUGAAGCUCUCUCCGGGGGAAGCACCUCAGAGGGAUUUGAAGAUUUCACUGGGGGUGUCACUGAAUGGUACGAGCUUCGGAAACCCCCCAGCGACCUCUACCAGAUCAUUCUGAAAGCCUUGGAGAAGGGGUCCUUACUUGGCUGCUCCAUUGAUAUUUCAAGUGUUCUCGACAUGGAGUCUGUUACAUUCAAAAAACUGGUGAAGGGGCAUGCCUACUCGGUCACGGGUGCCAAACAGGUUAACUACCGGGGGCAGACUGUUAAUUUAAUUCGAAUGAGGAACCCAUGGGGAGAAGUGGAGUGGACUGGACCCUGGAGUGACAAUUCUUCGGAGUGGAACUCAGUGGAGCCAUCUAUGAGACAGCAGCUAAUGGUUAGAAUGGAAGAUGGAGAGUUCUGGAUGUCUUUCCAGGAUUUCCUGAGAGAGUUCACCCGCCUGGAGAUCUGUAACCUAACCCCAGAUGCGCUGACAUCGCAGCGAUAUCGCAAGUGGAACACGGUGCUUUAUGACGGCACUUGGCGGCGUGGGAGCACAGCUGGGGGCUGCAGGAACUUCCCAGCCACAUUCUGGAUCAACCCUCAGUUUAAAAUCCGGCUAGAAGAGGUGGAUGACGAUGACAAUAACUACAGGAAAGAGCAGGGCUGCAGCUUCCUCCUGGCGCUCAUGCAGAAGCAUCGUCGCAAGGAACGGCGACUUGGGAAGGACAUGGAGACCAUUGGCUUUGCUGUCUACGAGGUUCCUCCUGAGCACGUGGGCCAGCCAGGGGUCCACCUGAAACGAGACUUCUUCCUGGCAAAUGCUUCGCGAGCUCGCUCAGAGCAGUUCAUAAACCUUCGGGAAGUCAGCACACGCUUCACGUUGCCUCCAGGAGAAUAUGUCGUUGUGCCUUCUACCUUUGAACCCAACAAGGAGGGAGAUUUUGUCAUCAGGUUCUUCUCUGAGAAAACAGCUGGAACUGAGGAACUGGAUGAUAAAAUCCAAGCCAACCUUCCAGAUGAGAAAGUGCUUUCUGAAAGCGAGAUCGAUGCAAGCUUCAAGCAACUUUUCAAGCAGCUUGCUGGAGCAGAUAUGGAGAUCAGCGUCCAAGAGCUGCAGACCAUCCUUAACAGAAUUAUAAGCAAGCAUAAAGAUCUCCGGACCAAAGGGUUCAGUAUUGAGUCAUGCCGGAGUAUGGUGAACCUCAUGGAUCGAGAUGGAAAUGGAAAACUAGGUCUGGUGGAAUUCAACAUCCUCUGGAACAAAAUUAGGAAUUACCUGGUUGUCUUCAGGAAAUUUGAUUUAGACAAGUCUGGGAGCAUGAGCGCCUACGAGAUGCGAAUGGCACUAGAGUCUGCAGGCUUUAAACUGAACAAGAAAUUGCAUGAACUCAUCAUCACCCGCUAUUCAGAGCCUGACUUGGCUAUUGACUUUGACAACUUUGUCUGCUGCUUGGUGCGACUUGAAACCAUGUUCCGGUUUUUCCAAGCUCUGGACACGGAUAAAGAUGGAAUUGUUACUUUUGACUUACUUAAGUGGUUACAACUGACCAUGUUUGCUUGAAGAAGGAAAGGGAGCCCUUCCACUCCUCCAUUCAGCCUUUCUUCAUCACGUAACCUCAGCUGCAAGUGCCUUUGUGUUGGGAUAAAGGGGGUCGUCUUCUCCUCACCGCCUCUCCCUGCUGCCUUCAGAAGCCUUGCUGGGGAUUGGGAGACCUCACCCCAUGCCCCGCACAGCUGCAUUGAAGAUUGACUCUUUUCAGCUCCUCCCCUUUUACCCCAUUGCCUUGUCCUGGGAACCUGCCCUCAGGCAGCUCAAACAGCUGGUUUUUCAUUUUUUAGCACAAGUUUUAAGCAAGGAAAAGACUGCCAGAUGUAGUGCCAAAGCCAUGAAUGGGCCUUCCUACUUGGUUAUGUGCCCCUGUCCUUUUUAAAUGAAACAGGGUGACUGCCGAGGACGCCGAGUCUCUCAUACUGGCCUCAGCUGUAGAGUCUCCCAAGAGGUCAAGUUUUCUUGGCUCCUUCUCUGCUUUUUGGAUUUUUUCCCCCCCUCGUUGCCAAGGGUUUAAUGAAAGUGCUAAAUAUUAUGAUUUGCUGAGGAGGCCUGUUUCUCCCUUCCUGUCCUGGAGUUUCUGUACCUUGCUCCCCAUCUGCCUAAGAACUUCCUCUUCAAGACAUGGGCAGUUGAUCAAACUGUAAUGAGUUAGGUAGCAGAUCUUUAGUGCAGAGUAGCUGAUGCGAGGAGAUUGUCUGUCUGCUGGGUUUUACCUUAUGGUAAAUGAUAGCUAAACUGGUAUAGCUUACCCCAGAUGGAACAAGGCUACACAGUUCCUUGUUUGGCCUUUACUUUCCAGGGUAAGAACAGGCAGUUACCAUGCACCCGCUUCACUGUCUGUAACCCCAGCCGCUGCCUCGUAGUCUGUAAAUUCCUCAUGAUAGAUCCCAGCAGUGCAGGAGCUGCAUUUACAGCUUUCCCAGCUCCUUUUAUACCUGAGAAUACUCCUAAAAGAAGGAGAGAUCGAGCCUGGGAAGACCUCACACAUCACAAGAGUGCUAUGGUAAAACACCCACAUCUUGCAAUCUGCCUUGGACUUCUUGUACCUCAAGCCUGCAAUAGCCAAACAGUCCUUUCUACUGCACCCUCUACCCUUCGAUUGCACUCCCAUGGCAUGAAAACUCCCCAGAGCCCUCUCUUACCAGGAGCUCAAACUCUUCUUGUCUUUUGCUAAGUUGGGGGUUUUUUUGCCAUAUUACUUUAUAUAUGAUGGAUGGGGAUUACCAGGUGGUUUGCUUGCUUCUUGCCAUGUAGCCAGGUGUGUCGGUAUCAGGGAUUAUGAGACACACGCAUAUAGUGGGUACUGUUUCAUUUUUGUAUUGUAUAAAAUGACUGUUUUAAUGCCAAAAAUAAAUCAGUGCUACUAAAACAAAA
Molecule: messenger RNA, 3786 nt
Organism: Alligator mississippiensis (American alligator)
Lineage: Eukaryota; Metazoa; Chordata; Crocodylia; Alligatoridae
Gene: CAPN1
Product: calpain 1
Exons: 22
Coding region: 277-2421 (714 amino acids)
Biological process (GO): proteolysis
Cellular component (GO): cytoplasm
Molecular function (GO): calcium-dependent cysteine-type endopeptidase activity; calcium ion binding
Source: RefSeq, a predicted model, not a curated record